ACGGAGGAUGGAUGCGGCCUGCGAGGUGAAGCACAGAGUGGUGGCCAGCCCCGUGGGGCAGCUCCGGAUCUCCGGGUGCGAGCAGGGCCUGCACGGGAUCAGCCUGCUGGGCGGGACGCCGCCGGCCGCUGGCCCCACCUUGGCCCCCGCCCCUCCUGAGCCGCUCGGCAGCCCAGAGGAGACAGUGAAGCCCCUGAUGGAGUGUGCGGCCUGGCUAGACGCCUACUUCCAGGAGCCCACGGCCCUCCAGGAGCUCCCCGUGCCUGCGCUCCACCACCCCAUCUUCCUGCAAGACUCAUUCACCGGACAGGUGUUAUGGAAGCUGCUGAAGGCCGUGAAAUUCGGAGAAGUGGUUUCUUACCAGCAAUUAGCGGCGCUGGCCGGCAACCCCAAGGCCGCGCGGGCGGUGGGCGGAGCAAUGAGAAGCAAUCCUGUCCCCAUCCUCGUCCCGUGCCACCGAGUGGUCUGCAGCAGCGGCGCCCUGGGCAACUACUCCGGAGGGGGGCGGGCCGUGAAGGAGUGGCUUCUGGACCAUGAAGGCAGCCUGGCGGGGACCCCGGCCCGUGCAGGGGGCUCCCGUCUGGCCCGAACCUGGUGCGGGGCCCUGAGGGGCAGCAGCAGCUCAGAGCCCACCGGCCGAGACUGAGCACCUGUGGCAGGAGUGAGUGUGUCAGGGACACGUCGACGUAACAGCCUGUCGGAGGGGUCUGUGCGGACGCCCCGCCACAUUAAAAAGCUGCCGUGUCCUGGGGA
Messenger RNA from Myotis lucifugus (little brown bat), 753 nucleotides. RefSeq names its product O-6-methylguanine-DNA methyltransferase (gene MGMT). Gene Ontology annotation, cellular component: nucleus. The transcript has 4 exons. The record is from RefSeq and is a predicted model, not a curated record. Gene Ontology annotation, biological process: DNA repair. The coding region runs from base 8 to 646 and encodes 212 amino acids. NCBI's taxonomy places the organism in Eukaryota, Metazoa, Chordata, Mammalia, Chiroptera, Vespertilionidae. Gene Ontology annotation, molecular function: methylated-DNA-[protein]-cysteine S-methyltransferase activity.